Diospyros lotus (date-plum) is the source of this 849-nucleotide messenger RNA. RefSeq lists its product as uncharacterized. The coding region runs from base 10 to 636 and encodes 208 amino acids. The record is from RefSeq and is a predicted model, not a curated record. Lineage: Eukaryota; Viridiplantae; Streptophyta; Magnoliopsida; Ericales; Ebenaceae. The transcript has 3 exons.
AACAAAGGAAUGAGGUUUGUUUGGUUUUUCUUUCUCUUCCCCCCAAUAAAUAGGGGCAACAAAGGUUCCAAGCGAGUGGAUUCAGGACGAGAGAGCCCUAGAAGGAUUGAGAUGGAAGAUAACAACCCUUCAACACUGACAUGCAUGGUGGUGGCCAUUGAUCCCACCAACUUCUGUUACAGAGUCUGCUCUGUCUGUGAGAGAACUCUCCCGGACAACUUUAACAACAACAGCAACAACAACGCCGCUUCUUCAUCAUCCUAUUCUCACUGCAAAUUCUGCAACUUCAACAAUGCCUUCAGCGCUGGUUCCUCCAGUUCCAAACGCCUCUUUCGCAUCCUUCUUUCCAUAGCAUCGGAUACAAAGGUUUUCGUGGUGAUCAUGUUUGAUAGGGCGGCUAGGGUUCUGUUUGGUUGCUCAGCUGACGAAUUCUUUGAUUUUGCCAAGUUUCAUCCCUUUGCCGCUGAGACUGCUGCUAAAGUCCUGGAGGGAGAAAUGUUACGAGUGACACUAUCAAGGCCAAAGAAUGGCAAUGCACAGCAUCAGCGGGUGGCAUCUGUUGUUCCUUUGCGGACUGGUUUCCAACCUGCAAUUAAGACUCUGAGGGAAUUGUAUGGAGCAAGAGUUGGUUCCUAGCCAUUUUACUCUUCUUGUUUGCUUUCCUUAAGUUAGAAGACCCCUAUGUUUACUUAGCUGCAUUAGGCAGUUGAUCAAACAAACUUAUAUCAGGUUAUUGUCUGGAAAUGAAUUCAAUUAUGUUGUGAUUUUCCGGUGUUUGACUUUGAUUACUCUCGGCAUUGUAGAAGGAUCAAACAUGAAUCUAAAAUUGGUUUCGUUUUGUUUGUUCAU